This is a messenger RNA of Anisakis simplex (herring worm), 813 nucleotides long. The record is from the annotation of a GenBank genome assembly. NCBI's taxonomy places the organism in Eukaryota, Metazoa, Nematoda, Chromadorea, Rhabditida, Anisakidae.
AUGAUGAAUGCCCUACGAGUUAUUGUAUUGAUCACUCAAAUUGGAUCGCUUGUAGCUGCUUUCGAACCGCUACGAUUAUCAUUUGAACAAAUGGAAACUCUAAUGAAGCAAUGUGGAGUAUUUCCUGAUGAAAAAUUCUCUACGAAGUCAAUACCAUUGGCUAUGCAUGGUCGUUUGGUCAGUAAUUCCAAAGCAGCCUGGGCUGUUCAUCUGCACACUGAGUAUCCAGGAUUCGACACUGAUUGCGGUGGAACACUCAUCUCACAACACCAUGUACUGACCGCAGCACAUUGCUUCUAUCCCGAAAUUUGUGCCAAUCAGACGCUAACGCCGAAAGAACAUGACACUUGGCUGGGAUCAUGGACAGUCUAUCACAGUGGCGAGUGUCUUCCGUUCGCUGAAGAUCCAUGUGAACGUGGUCAGACAAAGGCAAAAGUAGCCGGAAUUAGAAGUGUCAUCGUUCCCGAAGUAUUUUUCCAUUCGACGUGUCAACAAGGCGAUAUUGCGAUUGUCGAAUUGGAUGCAAAGGUACUUCCUUCAGCGGUCGCAACACCACUGUGUUUGGCAUCUGUGAAGAACCGUAUACCAAAAAAAGCGGUACUUGCAGCUUGGGGCUCUGAUGAAUUCGGUGAAGCGGGUGAUUUGAACCGUCUGAAAGGAAGUGUUUUCACGGAUGUUCGCGGCUACACUGCAUUUAUUUGCAAAUACACCGGUGUAUGUGUAGACUUGAUACCGAAUACAAAUACCAUUAAUGCAACAAGCAUCGUAUCGAACACAAACGACGCGAUAAUCAUCCAUCGAAGCAUCCACUAA